AGUCAGAGGCUUGAAAACUUGUUAAAAGCUCUCCCAGUGUUCCAAGUUAGAAAAAACUUUUACGAGGUAUCAGCACUUUUCUUUCAUUAGUGGGGAAGGAAGGAUGAAAAAUACAAAACAGCAGUAGACUUUUAAAGUUUAAAUAGACAGGUCUGAGUGCCUGAACGUGCUCUUCCAUUUUCCUUUAACCCUCCAAAGAAGUAUUCUGAUCCAGUUUCACUGCUGAUCAGCAAGGCCAACAUCCUGUGAAGAUGGGUGAUUGGAGUGCCUUGGGAAAACUUCUUGACAAGGUUCAAGCCUAUUCUACUGCAGGAGGGAAAGUGUGGCUCUCUGUCCUCUUUAUUUUCCGAAUCUUGCUACUGGGGACAGCAGUCGAAUCCGCUUGGGGAGAUGAACAGUCUGCUUUCCGGUGCAACACUCAACAGCCCGGUUGCGAGAACGUCUGCUAUGACAAGUCCUUCCCCAUCUCCCAUGUACGCUUCUGGGUUCUGCAGAUCAUAUUUGUGUCUGUACCUACCCUUUUGUACCUGGCACACGUGUUCUAUGUAAUGAGGAAAGAAGAGAAGCUGAACAAAAGAGAGGAAGAGCUCAAGGUGGUCCAAAAUGAUGGUGUGAAUGUGGAUAUGCACCUCAAGCAAAUAGAAAUUAAGAAAUUCAAGUAUGGGAUUGAAGAGCAUGGCAAAGUGAAGAUGCGUGGGGGACUGCUCCGUACUUACAUCAUCAGCAUCCUGUUUAAAUCUGUCUUCGAGGUGGCUUUCUUGCUGAUACAGUGGUACAUCUAUGGGUUUAGCCUGAAUGCCAUCUAUACUUGUGAGCGAGAUCCAUGCCCGCACAGAGUGGACUGUUUCCUCUCCCGUCCAACUGAGAAAACAAUCUUCAUCCUCUUCAUGCUGGUCGUGUCUUUGGUGUCUCUUGCCUUGAACAUCAUCGAGCUUUUCUAUGUGUUCUUCAAGGGUGUCAAGGAUCGUGUGAAAGGAAAAACCGACCCCUACUCCCACAGCGGUACCAUGAGCCCUUCCAAAGACUGUGGCUCCCCUAAAUAUGCGUAUUACAAUGGCUGCUCCUCACCAACUGCCCCUUUGUCUCCCAUGUCUCCCCCAGGGUACAAGCUCGUUACCGGAGACAGGAACAAUUCCUCCUGUCGUAACUACAAUAAGCAAGCCAGCGAGCAAAACUGGGCCAACUACAGUGCGGAGCAGAACAGAAUGGGGCAGGCUGGCAGCACCAUCUCCAACUCACACGCCCAGCCCUUCGACUUCACCGAUGAGCACCAGAACACUAAAAAACUGGCAUCGGGACAUGAGCUGCAGCCCCUCACCAUUGUGGACCAGAGGCCUCCAAGCAGAGCCAGCAGCCGAGCCAGCAGCAGGCCUCGACCUGAUGACCUGGAGAUCUAAGCUUCUAGCUGCAGUACUUGCUCAACUAUGAAACGACGUGCAUUGGAAGAUGCAGUCAGUGCUGAUCUUGUUCCAGUGGAGGUGGUACUUAGCAGUCUCAAGCAGGAGAUUUUAACAAUCAUAAAAACAAACAAACAAGCAAACAAACUUUUAAAAUACUUGCUGUUUUUGAGGGGGGAUGUGGGGUUGGUGUGGGGUGGUACAGUACACAUUGGUAUUUAAUGUAGCUGGUUAAAAGAAUUUAAAUACU
Antrostomus carolinensis (chuck-will's-widow) is the source of this 1647-nucleotide messenger RNA. RefSeq names its product gap junction protein alpha 1 (gene GJA1). Gene Ontology annotation, molecular function: gap junction channel activity. Lineage: Eukaryota; Metazoa; Chordata; Aves; Caprimulgiformes; Caprimulgidae. Gene Ontology annotation, biological process: cell communication by electrical coupling; cell-cell signaling; heart development. The transcript is spliced from 2 exons. The record is from RefSeq and is a predicted model, not a curated record. Bases 252 to 1397 code for a protein of 381 amino acids. Gene Ontology annotation, cellular component: connexin complex.